AUGGAUACACAUCAAGUUGCUAACAUCGAAUUUGCUGAGAACAGCGAAGUGAACUUAAAGUGUGAGCCGUCGCGUAAGGGCUCUCUUGUACUCUGGUUCCGAGUCCAGGAGACAGGUGUACAUUUCAUAGCAUCUUUCACCAGUAGUGGCCAGGUAAAAACGACCCUCGACGCACCUUUCGAUAGUAAAAAGAUUGACAACAACAUCCUCAUCCUGAAAGGGUUCCAAAAGGCACGAGACGCUGGACUGUACAGCUGUGCUUCAAUCAACAACAAUGCGCUGCACUUUGGGAAAGCAACGCGCAUUGAAGGACUUUCAGAGCCAAAACCAACCGUUAAGGCGACAACAAAGAAAGCUCCCACAAAAGCAGCGGACACUGUCCUCAAGUGUACCAGGGAACCUUGCCAGUGCGAGGAAAGAACGAAUACCUACAGUAAGUAUUUCCUCACCGGACUGCAGUCAGGCAUUAUAUAUUAUAGAACGAUGAUUGACAUGCACAAAGGAGCAAUAACAGCCACUGCUGUUGGUAGCAAACCAUUUAUCAGUACUUGCCAUGCACAUACACAUGUGCACGGAUGUACUUGCAUGCACAGACACAUACGCCCGCAUGCACACAUACACGUACACACACACACACACUUCCAUAUUUAUUUUUCAGAAACUACAGCGAGCUGUUCUUGGAUAAUCUGGACCCCAGUGGCUGGUGGGUGUGGACUGCUCUUCAUCAUCCUCAUCAUCAUCAUCUGUUACUGCAACCGGAUGAGAAAAAGGCGAUGCCCCCACCAUUACAAAAGAAGGCCGAAAAGCCAAGCACGAGUGCGUCAGGCCAGUCCAGACAGAUACGUCUGACCGACAUAUAAGGUAGUGGGGGUGAAAUUGCUACUGGGAAAUCGAGCUCCCGCAGAAGAUGCUCCAUCACCACAUCUUCUGCCUCAGACCCCCAGAUUACGUGCAGAAAGCCGCGGACAUUUCAGUUUGGUUUGUCUGCAUGGGUAUCACUUUAGAGCAACACACACACACACACACACACACACACACACACACACACAC
Megalops cyprinoides (Indo-Pacific tarpon) is the source of this 1050-nucleotide messenger RNA. It is a transcript of the gene cd8a, whose product is annotated as CD8a molecule. Lineage: Eukaryota; Metazoa; Chordata; Actinopteri; Elopiformes; Megalopidae. The transcript is spliced from 7 exons. The coding region runs from base 1 to 849 and encodes 282 amino acids. The record is from RefSeq and is a predicted model, not a curated record.